CUGCUGUUAGUGGAGUUGUGCGCGCGCUGCCCACAUGAAUCCUCCUCCUCCUCCUCCACUGUAAGUGAGGUUCAGUCAGUGGAGCGCGCGGCUCCGCGGCUCUCUGGAUUUAUUAACUGCAGACCACUGAAGCGCGCGCCCCCUCUGAGCGGAUCCAUACUACAGAUUACACUUUAACUUCUCUAUCGGGGAGAUUCAGAGAGAGAGAGAGGAGUGGAGGAGGAGGACGGACUUCUGUUCCCCCGCUAAACUGAGCUGAGCUGGAGGUUUCCACCGUGUUUACCGGUCACUCUGAGGAAGGAGCUGAGGAGGGAGGAGGACACAGCAGCAGUGAAGAGCGGGGUUAACUAACCUAACUGACCCCGGUCUGCAGCGGCUCCGCUUCCAGGAAGCGCGGAGGAGCUGCGGCAUGUUUCCGCUGUAAAGUUUCUGAGGAGGUGUUUCCAUUUCUUCUGAAAGCCGCUGAAGUUUAUGAAGAAACACCUGCGAGCAGCAGGAAUGGAGACGAGGCGCCGCCGCUGCUGCUGAACCUGAGGCCUGGUGAUCAGAUCGAUGCUGAAGAUGGAGCCUGGGCUGCUGGGAUCAGUGUGGCUCCCGCUUUUGGUUUUGCUCGCUGGUGUGUCAUUAGGAGUAAUGGAGCUGGAGCCCUUGUCUCAGGAAGAAUCUCAUCCCGCUGGAUCAUCUCUCAGGAACAUCACUCUGGCUAUCAUUCUACCAAAACAAAACACAGAGUACCCGUGGGCCUGGCCCAGAGUGGGCCCUGCUCUCAACUGGGCUCUGGAAAAGGUGAACUCUGACCCCACCCUGCUGCCAGGGUACCACAUGCAGCUGGUUUUCAGCAGCAGCGAAAACAAGGAGGGCCUGUGCUCAGACUCAGUGGCUCCUCUAGUGGCUGUGGACUUAAAGUUUGCCCAUGACCCGUGGGCCUUCAUCGGGCCGGGAUGUGACUAUGCUUCUUCACCUGUAGCUCGCUUCACCACACACUGGGAGGUUCCAAUGGUAACGGCUGGGGCCCCAGCACUGGGCUUUAACAUGUACUCGUCCAUAACCAAUACGGGGCCCACACACAAGAAACUGGGGGAGUUCGUAGUGAGGAUGCACCACAACUUUGGCUGGCACAAGUACGCCAUGGUCAUGUUUCACGACAAAAAGAACGAUGACAGGCCGUGCUACUUUGCAGUGGAAGGGCCGUACACAGAGAUGACUGCAGACAACAUCACUGCCAAAGACAUGGUGUUUAAUGAAGAUGAUGAACCACUGUCCUACGCGGAUCUUAUCAACGGUAUCAGCCAGCGAGGACGAGUGGUGUACGUCUGCUGCAAGUGGGACACGUUCCGGAAGCUGAUGGUGCAAUUUUAUAAGCAGAGACUUCCCCAGGAGGAGUAUGUCUUCUUCUUUAUCGAUCUGUUUGGAGAGAGCCUUCGGAGUCGCCCGGCAAAACCAUGGGCACGAGGAGACGCAGAUGAUGAGGCUGCCAAGCAGGCCUUCAAAAGUGUGAAGAUCAUGACCUACAGAGAGCCUCAGAACCCAGAAUAUAAGCACUUUGUGUCCAAGAUGAAGAGAGAUGCCAAGAAGGAGUUUAACUUCAGUAUUGAAGACUCACUGAUGAACCUGAUUGCUGGAGGCUUUCAUGACGGAGUGCUGUUAUAUUCUCAUGCCCUGAAUGAGUCAAUGGACCAGUCAGGACUGCGGCCGCCGGGUCAUGUGGUCACCAAGAAGAUGUGGAACCGCACCUUCCAUGGUGUUACAGGCCUGGUGCAGAUGGAUGAGAACGGCGAUCGUGAAAUCGAUUUUGCUCUCUGGGACAUGACGGACACUGAAUCAGGAGUUUAUGAGAUUGUGUCUGUGUAUAACAGUAGUGCGAAACAGAUGGUUCUGGAGCCAGGGAUGAAGGUCCAUUGGCUGAAAGGCUCUCCUCCUCCUGACAUCCCUGUGUGUGGCUUUAAGAAUGACAACCCUGCCUGUCUCGCCAAAACGGUCACCAUGCACCAGAUGAUCUCUAUAGUGGCGUGCUUCAUCUUUAUCAUCAUCGUUACGGUCACCGUCUUCAUCUACAGAAAGGUGAAGCUGGAGAACGAGUUGGCCGCUCAGCUGUGGAGGGUUUACUGGGAGGACAUUCAGAUAAGCAACCUGGACAAAGCGCUGCGCCGAGCCUGCAGCAGAUUGACCCUGUCACUGAGAGGCUCCAAUUAUGGCUCUCUGUUGACCCUGGAGGGAAACGUUCAGAUUUACGCCAAAACCUGCUACUACAAGGGAAACAUUACAGCCAUUAAGUAUGUCAACAAGAAACGCAUCGAGCUCACCAGGAAAGUGCUGUUUGAACUCAAACAUAUGCGUGACGUACAGAAUGAACACCUGAACAGAUUUAUUGGAGCCUGCAUUGAUGCCCCAAACAUCUGCAUUCUCACUGAGUACUGUCCUCGAGGCAGCCUGCAGGACCUCAUGGAGAUUGAAAGCAUCACACUGGAUUGGAUGUUUCGCUACUCUCUGAUAAAUGACAUUGUAAAGGGCAUGGCAUUUCUCCAUAACAGUGUGAUCGUCUCCCAUGGCAACCUAAAGUCCUCCAACUGCUUGGUAGACAGCCGCUUUGUGCUGAAGAUCACCGACUAUGGCCUGGCCAGCUUUCGCAAAGAGAGCUACUUGGAAGACACGCAUGCUUACUAUGCACGAAAACUGUGGACAGCUCCAGAGCUGAUGCGGGAUGAGAACAGACAACCCUGUGGUACACAGAAGGGAGAUGUUUACAGCUUCGGCAUCAUCCUACAGGAACUGGCCUUGCUCAAAGGCGUGUUCUACCUGGACAGCCCCCCAUUCAGCCCUAAAGGUGUGGUUGAGAGAAAAAAAUCAGAUACACAGGGAGAGAGAGAGAGAGAAAGAGAGAGAGAGAAUAAGAGAAAUUGGGAGGCAAGAGAUCAAGCAUACACAGGAGACACAUUUCUGGCACAGAGCCAGGUGAUGAGUAGCGCAGAGGGAGUUGAAGGCGAGAUUGUGGAGCAUGUAGCUGAAGGCCGAUGGCCGUAUCUGCGACCGCUGCUGUGCACACAGAGCCACAGUGAGGAGCUGGGUCAGCUGAUGCAGCGCUGCUGGUCAGAGGAUGUCAACGAGAGGCCAGAUUUCAACCAGAUCAAAGUGAUGCUUCACAAGAACAACAGAGGCUACGGCUCCAACAUCCUGGAUAACCUGCUGUCUCGCAUGGAGCAGUAUGCUAAUAACCUGGAGGAGCUGGUGGAGGAGAGGACACAGGCGUACCAUGAGGAAAAGCGCAAAGCUGAAGCCCUGCUCUAUCAGAUCCUGCCUCAUUCAGUAGCAGAGCAGUUGAAAAGAGGAGAGACGGUGCAGGCUGAGGCCUUUGACUCUGUCACCAUCUACUUCAGUGAUAUUGUGGGUUUCACCGCAAUGUCGGCAGAGAGCACACCUAUGCAGGUGGUGACUUUACUGAAUGACCUGUACACAUGUUUUGAUGCCAUCAUUGACAACUUUGACGUUUACAAGGUGGAGACAAUCGGCGAUGCCUACAUGGUGGUGUCAGGACUACCUGUGAGGAACGGAAAGCUGCAUACCGGGGAGAUAGCACGCAUGUCUUUGGCCCUGCUGGAAGCCGUCUACUCAUUCAGGAUUCGCCAUCGUCCCGACCUACAGCUGCGCCUCCGCAUCGGCAUCCACACCGGUCCUGUGUGUGCAGGUGUUGUUGGACUGAAGAUGCCAAGGUAUUGUUUGUUUGGAGACACAGUGAACACAGCUUCACGCAUGGAGUCGAAUGGAGAAGCGCUGAAGAUCCAUGUGUCGGAGGCCACACGUGCGGUACUGCAGGAGUUCAACUGCUUCCAGCUGGAGCUGAGAGGAGACAUAGAAAUGAAAGGCAAGGGGAGGAUGAGGACCUAUUGGCUUCUGGGAGAAAGCACCUCCAACCAUGCCUGAAUGGAACAGAGGGAGAACCAAGCAAAAUAAGCUUUGUUUCUGAGAGGAGAGCUGCCGAUGAGAUUUAUAAAAUCAUGUAGCAAAAACGUUCAGAGCUUUGAAUGAAGAGAGCAGAGAUACAGAGAAAAAAAAACGAUUGGAAGAGCCUCAGGAUGAGGUCUCAGGACAUUGUUUUCUCUCAAAGCUUCAGUUUGUGGCUACACAUGAAUGUUAACAUGACUGGGACAAAAUAAGGGAAAAGUGAUGUGAAAAAUGUCUGACAUUUGAAGAAGUUCUGAACAUGAUGUAAAAAUUUUCCACAAUGCGAACUGUGGCUGUAGUUUGAGGUUGGUGCCAUCUAGUGGUGAAAUACUGUAUAUGUCUUCUCAUGAAUGAACAGUUUAUUAGAGUAGCUUCUACAUUUUAGCUACAUUUUUUGGUAGCCUCACUUUGUGUAAAGACAAAUAUUGUGUUUUUUGCUUUUCCCUGCAAAUGAAUAGUCUUCUCUAUAUUGCUACUCAGUAUUUCCUGGUGUAUUACAGUAUGUGAAGCGAAAGACCGUGGAUCAAUCAACUCCAUCUGCUCCUUAAAUACAUAAAACCUCUUGUAUGACAAUGACUAAUAAUGCAGCACUGACAGAUACAAAGGAUGCUGCAGAUCCUUGUUGUGAUACUCAAAAUAUGAAGAUGGUAUACAGGGGGUAGAAAUAAUGGAAACAGAAGAUUUUACAGGUAGAAGUGACUAGAUAGUAGUUGAAAAGCAAUAUGGAUGUCUGGUUCUUACUACUGAGAACAUGUGCAGUGCUGAGCAGAAGUUCUAAGGCUCAUUUAUGCUCAUUUUAGAUUUACAAAAAAUAUCAUGCCAGUUAUUAACAAUGUAAAUGUCACGGCCAACAUACUACACAACUGUGUGUCCUUUAUGCUGGCACUAGAGGGCCGGUCAGAGUCAAACAUUCUAAAUAGAAAACAACAAUGACUUCAAUGUAGUUCUGUAGCAGUGUAGUUUGUUUCUGUGCUUCUACCAUUUGACAACAAUAUAGAUUGUUUAAAUUUCUCACAAAAAAAACUCUCUUGAAGGUUUUCUUUUCUGCCUAUUUUUUCUUCUUUAUUAUGUUUAUAUGGUAGUAGUACUAUGGUAAUUUGCUUGAUCUGUUGCACACACUGCCCCAAAUUUUACUGUUCAUAUUAGUAACUUCUUAGAAAAUGCUUAAAAAAGAGCAGAAAGAAGACUCUGUUCAUAUCCAUGUUUAACACUGAGCAUAAAUGAGCCUUUAAGUGGCCAAAACACCUGAUUAUUUUUUUUUGCCUACAUUUGAACAUUAGAAUACUUGCUAUCCAUUUAAAUGGACUUUUGCCCCGUACUGUUAAACAGUGUCUUACUAGUAUAAUAAAGGCUUCCAGGAUCUUUAGCAUUUCAAUUUCUAAAGCAAUAGGAGGCACCUAACAAACUGUAAAACAUAUUAUUUUCCAGAUUGAGGCUUAGGGGAACAGGUCAAAGGAUAAGUAUACUGAAGGUAAGCCUGCUACCAUUAGUAUACCAACUAGAUCCAGAAUCAGAAAAAAGUUUACAGUAUUUAUAAUAGUUUUUGAAACCAGUUUGUAAGCAAAAUAAAGACACAUACACAUAGCACACCAAUUAUUCAUUCUGAAUGACGAGAAUCUCUACAUGAAUAGAAGUCUAAGGUCUGUGUCUCAGUCAGUGUUGUAUAGCAAUAUUGUACAAAUAUGUCUCAGUUAAUAUCCAGCUUUACCUGAAUGUCAUAAACUUUGUUUUAUAAAGGUGAAACAAAGCUUGUUAAAAUUACAGUCAAACUGUAAUUCUUCUGAAUGAAUUGUACUGUAUAUACUAUCCUAUAAAAAGUACCGUAGUUUCACAUUUUCAGUGCAAGCAGGUGUUGGAAAAGUACAUAAAAAAUAUUACUGUGCUGAGCCAAAAUUUUCAAAAGUGUGAAAGUCAAGAAAUAUUGGUAUACAAAAGUCACUACACAAAAGUCAGAAAACCUGUUCAAUAAACAUUUGUAAGCAUUUAAGGUUAUUGAUUUCAAUACAAGCGUUUAAAAUAAUAUUUAAUGGGGCACUAGCAUUUAUUAUUAUUUGUCAAACUAUUCAGACACUGUUUCAGAACUCCGGUUUCACAGGAUUCACAAUUUUGUAUCAUAAUCAUGCAUUACAUGAAUGUGUCUUAAGCCCUAUCUGGACGGGAUUAGUUUCUUAGGGGGAUGUCUGUGAAAAAUAUUUUAUACUACUACUUAGUGAUAAAACUCAGUUAACUGCAAUUAAAAAACAGGAGGACCAGUGAUAUCCGUGGAAACGCGCACCCAAAGUGAAAUUAAGGUGCGUGGCAGUAGACAAAUAGCUAUUUUAUUAAACGCGAGGUGACGAAACUCAGAGAUAUGCGUCUGGUCGGGAGUAAAAUUACCAUGAAAUUCAACGAAAAACAGUAGGAAAUUCAGCCUGUAAUUUUCUCAGAGGACGUCUGAGAACUAUAUGUUGAAUAGGGAGCCUAUCCCAGCAGGCAUUGGGCAGGAGGCAGGAUACACCCUGGACAGGCCGCCAAUCUAUUGCAGGGCAGACAGACACAGACAGACACACAGACACAUUAGAUGUAGCAAUAGAUAUAUAUUUUUUAUUUUGACCAGAGUGCCCCUUUAAGUACAAUAGUAUAGCACCCAUUCCACCCAUAAUUGCAAGAAAGCUUCUUAUGUUCACCCACAUUGCCUCAUUUCCACUAUUUUGUCUACCUCCUGUAUAUUCAUGUUAUAUUUGAUGUAUACAAAAUGCUGAAUGUUAAAGCAAACAUGGGGAAAAUGUGAUUUUUUUAUGUGAUAUGGAUUAUAUGUGAUACAUAUACGUGAGUAAUUUGCCACAUGUACAGGCCAACUACAAUGCAUUACAGUGUUAAAAAAAGAUACGUUUUAUUAGCUGUACUCUCUGCAACCCUGAGUGCCUCCAUUAACUGUAACCAGCAUAGACAAAAUAGGUGAAGCUGAGUCACAGCAACUGCAAAGCCAAGUGAAUUAGCAUUAGUUACAGUAGUGUGUCAUUCAUGCUUAUUUUUAACCCAAGCAAUAGUUUUGCAGAUUGCAGCAAGAGUCUUUCUGGAGCCACUUAGAAUGAAGUGCCUCGCUGAAGGGCAUUCUGGUAGAAGCAGGAUGUUAAUUCUCGGGGGGGGAGACACUCUUUUGAGGGUCAACAUAUAGUUCCAGUCUGAAAUUUAGACACACUUAUCAGGGGUGUAAUAUUGCAGUAUUGGGCUUUUUAAAUUGUUUUUUUAAACCUUUUUGGACUUUUUCUGGGUGAGAAUAAUGCUGUGUUAAAUUUAAACUCAUAUGUCGAAAUGUGUAUGUUUCAGGUAUAAAUAUCCAACUACAAAGUCCCAUCAUGUUGGAUUUCCUACUCCCCAGCUAACAGAAAACUUUAUUAAAAUAUUUGGCAACAUUGUUAAAAGGUUCCAGGAAGGUUAGCCUGUAACGUUACAGAAAUUAUGUUCCAGUAACAUUCUGACAACGUGUGGCAUAAUAACGGUUUGCAUCACAACAUUAUCAUAACUUUUCUAACAUAAUAUUUCCAACCAGACGAAUACUAACAUUAUGUGUAAUGUUAAGACUAACAUUCCAGGGGGUCCUGGGGGUGGUCCAGUGGCUAAGCGCUGCCACUAAGAUCAGGAUCGAAUCCGGUUCAUGUAGCUUGCCAUGGGCUACCGGAGCCCUGAGGGAGCACAAUAGGACUUGCUCUCUCUGGGUGGGUAGAUGGUGCCCCUCAAAAUCACUCCUAGGGUGAUGUCGAUCAGCACAAGGCGUCUGUGAGUUGAUGUAUCGGAGCAGAGUCACUGCGCUUUCCUCCAGGCGUGCUGUGAUGCAAUGCUCCCUCAGCAGCAGCUCAAAAAGAGGCGGGGGCUGGCUUCACAUGUAUCGGAGGAAGCAUGUGCUAGUCUUCACCCUCCUGGUGUUGGGGCAUCACUAGUGAUUUCUAAUGAUAGAAAAUAAUUUCAAAUAACAUAAAAGAAAGUAACAUUCCCAAAACAUUGAUACCAGUGAUGCUGCAGCAACCAGUUACCAGAACAUACUUUUCUUCACGUGGAUGUGCAAAAUACUGAAUAUCAACUUGUAUCACUAACAUUGGACAUAUUGUGGCUGCUCAAUAGUUAUCAAACCAGUUGUAAUGAACUCCAAAGUCUUUAUGGUGUACAGUUAUUGGAAUGUUUAUCUGGAACACCAUUAGUUUGAGUGUGACAUCAUUCCCAUCAUUUAAAUAGAAUACAGCAUAAAUAUGCAACAUAUACAAAAGUUUGGAUUCACUUUCUCAUUCAUUGUUUUUCUUGGAUUGCUUUUGGAUAACCUUGUCACUCCUGGAGCAAAAUCAAGCAGUUCAGCUUGAUUUGAUGGCUUGUGAUCAUCCAUCUUCCUCUUGAUUAUAUUCCAGAUGUUUUUAAUUAGGUAAAAUCAAAGAAACUCAUCAUUUUUAGGUGCUCUCUUUAUUUUUUUUCCAGAGCUGUGUAUCCAUCAUGAGUGUAUGUAAACUUCCGACCACUGCUGUAGAUCCGAUAUUGCCAAAAACUUUCACCAGCUGUUGAUUUAGUAAUUACCGUAGCUGAAUCACACUAAUGUGGUAAAUGUAUAUAAAUGUUACUGUGUUCACUGACCAUUGACUUAUCCACUAUUAUUUGCCACAGGGUUUCUGAGAACACCAGCUAGUGUAUAUGGACUAUAGAUUGUGUGUGUCAAUAUGAGUAGCUUCCACUCUGAAUAUAUCCAGCCUGCUAACAAUGAAUAACCUUUUACAAACACACAGCAGUUCAAAUCCUGGGUCAUGCUGCCUGGGUGGGAAGUUAGUGUUCUCUCUCUCCAUGUGUUUUGGAGGAAAACCGGGAUAAAAAUACAUUAAAACAAAAACACAUCUCAAUGCCACCAAGUGUCUUUGACUGUGAUCGCAUCCACAAACUUUAAUGUAGAGUAAAUUAAAUGUGAUUGGGACAGUUUUUUGCUCACCAUAAACAAACAAAUUAUAUAUUUGACAGCUAGGGCUCAGCAAAAACAUUUUUCCUUCAAACCUUGUAUACCUAAACAGUCCAAUUUUACCUUAUGUCCCAAACACCUUUUUUUUUCAUUAUAAUUUUUUUAACAAUUUAGCUAGGCCAAUUGUCCCACUCAGCUACUACUCAGCUGUAUAUCUUCAUCACUAGUGAUGCCACAUCACAAGGAGUGUGAAGACCAGAACAUGCCUCCUCUGACACAUGUGAAGUCAGCCACCACUUCUUUUUUUAAACUGCUGCUGAUUCAGCUACCUGCUAAUUACCUGCUAAUCGACAUCACCUUUUGGAUUGAUGAGGGGAAAGAGUGCCAUCUACCCACCCAGAGACCAGAGCAAGACCAAUUGUGCUCUCUCAGGGCUCCGGCAGCUGAUGGCAAGCUACAUGACCAGGAUUCGAACCAGCGAUCGUAGGUUCCGAUCCAACGGACCACUCAGCACCCCGCCCCAAACACCCUUAACUUACCCUAUUAUACUACACUGUACCAUAUAACGACUGGGGUGGUGUGCUUUUUUUGGCAUACUUGUUUAAUUUGGUAGCGUGGUCCUGUGUAGUUUAAUAUGCAGUUUUGGAUGCACCCUUAUCCAAGGUCUAAAUAUCUCAAUAUGUCAGUGAGAGAACACCAGUAAAAUCAAGGCUAACACAGAAAGUUUAUCCACUUGCUAGCCUGAAUCCAGUAAAGCAGUAAAUAUUGUAUAUUGCUGUCUCUGUCAUAGAUCUGUGAUGAAAGCUCAGAUGGACAUGCGCCUGCAGAUACCCCUAAAAAUAAUAAUCUUGUAAAAAUAUAACAGCCCCCCAAAAAACCCUGCGAAGACUUGGCACAUGAUAAAGUGUAGCAACUCACCACAUGAACAGACAUUGUGUGGUAUGAAAAGGUUUUUUUUAUGUAAGAUGUUUAAGAAGCAGUUUCCCCUCGGGAAGGGCUCAAAUGAUCAUUGUCUUAUUUUAUAUUAGUUCUUAUAAAAUUGUGAUUUUUUUUUAAUCAGCUACGUACAAAUGUUACUGAUGAGUGUUUAUGUAUGUUUUUGGCUCUUGUAAAGUCAUGUAAAACAAUAAAUUGUAAAUACCAGUUUGACAGUCUUGCAGUGUGUGAUAUAGAGCACAAUAAAUGGUAUUUUUUUCAUUA
Astyanax mexicanus (Mexican tetra) is the source of this 10051-nucleotide messenger RNA. It is a transcript of the gene npr1a, whose product is annotated as natriuretic peptide receptor 1a. The coding region runs from base 553 to 3918 and encodes 1121 amino acids. Lineage: Eukaryota; Metazoa; Chordata; Actinopteri; Characiformes; Acestrorhamphidae. Gene Ontology annotation, biological process: cGMP biosynthetic process; intracellular signal transduction; receptor guanylyl cyclase signaling pathway. Gene Ontology annotation, molecular function: ATP binding; peptide receptor activity; guanylate cyclase activity. The transcript has 23 exons. The record is from RefSeq and is a predicted model, not a curated record. Gene Ontology annotation, cellular component: membrane.